AUGUCCGAUGCCACUCCAUCCUCCUCAGAAGCUCCAACACCAUCCGGACAGUGUAGUAGACUUCGUCCUCGAUCUAAAAACUCGACUGCACCAGAACCACCGGCUCCCAAGCUCACGGAUCACACCGACAAACUCUUUAUCGAGCAGCUGCGUCGUACUACUUUUCCGUUCGAAUUCCAAAAUAAGCUGGAUUCUCGUUGGACAAUUGGCGAUAUGUUGAAAACAAUCCAUAAAACAUUGCUCGAUUGGCUUGAAGUAAAACAGCCAACGAAAGAAGUAAUCGAGGAUCCGGCGAAGUUCAAGUCUUACCUGAAGAAUCUGAACGGAAAAAUUCGAGCUUCCCAUCACCGACCGUUGCCGGAAGCCAUGGAGUUGUGGAUGAAGGAGAAGUGCUCUGCGAAGCAUGCUAGUCGGAUUUGCUACUUUUCAAGAGAGCUAUCGAUUGGUGAUGAGAAACUCUUGAACAACUAUCGUCCCCAUUCCGCAGAGACGUAUGGAGAAACGGCCUUGAACCAACUGUUGUCGAUCUGCGAGGAGCUUGAAGUGGGCACGGAUGACAUCUUUGCUGACCUGGGCUCAGGAGUUGGGCAAACUGUGCUCUUCUUGUCUGCGUUUGCUGGAGUCAAGAAAUCUAUCGGAUUUGAGAUAAUGCAGUAUCCUAGCAAGUGUGCAGAGCUUAACCGAUCGCAUUUUAUUUCACUAAUGAAGCACUUGGGAAAAGCACCUCUUGAGAUCAAGCUGAUUCAUGGAAGCUUCUUGGAUGCUGAAGCAGUUGAAUUGAUUACCAGUGAAGCUACGCUGUUGUUUAUGAACAACGUGAAGUUCGAUCCGCCAUUGAUGCUCAAUUCGGAGAAUCUAUUCAAAAAGUGCAAGGUGGGAACCAGAAUCAUUUCCACCUCGGAGUUUGUGAAUCGUGGAAGAUCUCCAGAAGCUAGCAAUGCUUGGACUUCUCAACUCGCCAGCAUCACUUCCACCAAAAAGCUGCGAUCAGUGUCAAAUAACGUGAGCUGGACCGGAUUAACUCAGCAGUUCUACUUGACAACUAUCCAUUCUGCGCUGCCUACUCCACAGCCAACUGAUCAGUGAUUCUCGACCCAUGCCUUCUUUCAAUAAUGUUCGCAAAAUAUCUUCUACAAUCUAGUGUGUCAUCCCC
Messenger RNA from Caenorhabditis elegans, 1153 nucleotides. It is a transcript of the gene dot-1.5, whose product is annotated as Histone-lysine N-methyltransferase, H3 lysine-79 specific. The transcript is spliced from 5 exons. Gene Ontology annotation, cellular component: nucleus; chromosome, telomeric region. The coding region runs from base 1 to 1086 and encodes 361 amino acids. The record is from RefSeq and is marked reviewed. Lineage: Eukaryota; Metazoa; Nematoda; Chromadorea; Rhabditida; Rhabditidae. Gene Ontology annotation, molecular function: methyltransferase activity; histone H3K79 methyltransferase activity; transferase activity. Gene Ontology annotation, biological process: S-adenosylmethionine metabolic process; regulation of cell cycle.